AUGAACCAUAUGGCGUUGCUUUCUUCUUUUUCUACCAGCAAGUCUUCAAAUCGACAGUCUUCUGUCUCAUUCUUGCUACGACCAGCACCAUGGGACUCUUCAAAAAUUCUGGUUCACCCUCCAGGCUAUCCAACAGAGGCACCGCCUAUGUACUCAAUCACGUCCAAUGAUAGUGCUCCCAGCGUGGUAGUAUUUCGAGGCUGGGGUGAGGGUCCAUGGGACAUCAUCGGCAACGCUCGACUUCCAAGCCUUUCUUCCAAAAUACACAUGGGCUUUUACGGCCAGCCAAUAAACAUGCGUUUGAACCAAUUAUCGGGCAACUUUACGCUCGAGUCACCGGCCACCGGUCAAUUGAAAUGGAAGCUUGAUAUGUUGACAGGCAGGAACAUGGAGUUGCAGGAUGUUAUUGGUAAAAAGCUGGCCAAGCUACGACCAGGUAAAUCGGGCGAAAAGGUCUUGGAAAUUCUCGUCUCUCAUGACAGUCGUUUCUUUGAGUUGGUACUGUUAUCAGGGUGGACCGCCAGGACUAUGAACAAGUUGGUGACAGAGGCCACAGGCGAGGUGCUCGGUGCUAUUGUAGGGGCUUAA
Penicillium concentricum is the source of this 588-nucleotide messenger RNA. RefSeq lists its product as uncharacterized. The transcript has a single exon. The coding region runs from base 1 to 588 and encodes 195 amino acids. NCBI's taxonomy places the organism in Eukaryota, Fungi, Ascomycota, Eurotiomycetes, Eurotiales, Aspergillaceae. The record is from RefSeq and is a predicted model, not a curated record.